UAUUCAGUGCUGUCAGCUGUGGAAGUCUGUGUGAUAAAUAUAAUUUAUAACAUUUAACAAAAUGAAUUUAUUACGCGUGUUUUUAUUUAUCUUUAGUUUUAAAUACGCUUGCAGCGACUGGGUUUCAGAGUGGUUUACGCCACUACAGCAUCAUUACUCAGGCAUCGGCCAAGCUAAUGAUAACAGAGAUUUAGAUGCUCUUAUCACAGAUUUGACACCCAAUAAUAUUAUACAAAAUCAGGCAAAAAAUACUCUACUAGUAGAAGAAUUAGAAGAUAAUGAAUCGAUCUCAGAUUUGAAUAAAACGCUAGAAAAUACGAUAAAUAAAACAAAAGAGUUUAUCGCCAUAUUAAAAAAGGAAAUAAGCAGGGUCUCAAAAUUUCAGCUCCGUUUAAAAGAUAUCAUAGCAAAUGGCAGUUUAGGUGUGACAGUCGCUACCGUGUGGACGAUGGAUCAGCCGGCGCGCAGCUACCUGGUGUCGAGGUCAGCUUGGAGCGUGUGCAGCGGGGACAUCUCAUUCCCCGCAGACUAUCCACCUACCAACUGGAAAUCUGUACCGAAGUGCGACUAUGACGAAGUGAGCAAAAUCGGCAGGAUGAUGUUGUACGUACAGCGGGCCUAAAAUGGUCGCAUUGA
Messenger RNA from Aricia agestis (brown argus), 636 nucleotides. RefSeq lists its product as uncharacterized. The transcript is spliced from 4 exons. Lineage: Eukaryota; Metazoa; Arthropoda; Insecta; Lepidoptera; Lycaenidae. The record is from RefSeq and is a predicted model, not a curated record. The coding region runs from base 62 to 622 and encodes 186 amino acids.